AUGCCGCUGGACUACUCCAAGUUUGUCGUUGGAGAGCCUGCGGACGAAUCCAUCAGCUUUUGCUCGUGGAAGGUCGUCGAGGCUUAUCCUGACCAGUUUAUCGGCAAGGCAAACAGGCCUCGUGCCAAGCCGUACUUUGACAAGAUUUUGGAAGACAGAGUCUGGGAUUUCUUCUAUCUCUACAACCCCGAGAAGCCUUCAGAGAAGCCUCGCGUGCUGGUGCCCACUGUUCAGCUCGAAGGCUUUCUCAAAAGCAUCAACAGAGCGCUCGGUACUUCUCUCACCAUUCCAGGAGGGGCAAACCAGGACCGUUUUUAUCUGAGGUUCGGCCAGGGAGACACCCCAAGGCCUCGAUAUCUACAGAGGUCGAGAGACCAGAAAUCCCUAAAGAUUGAAACGUUCCCCGAUUUUCAACAGGCGGACUACGACAGCUUUAGGAACGCGCAUGGCGCCAUCCAGGAGGACUGGUUGAAGAACUGGCAGAUGCUGGUACCUCGGCCGAGUUUCGACAAGAAGAAAAAUGCAGACAAAAGAGCAGCCAAGAGAAGGCUCGAGCGAGAGCGAAUGCUUCACAAUACGCAGGAAUUUCUUCAUUUGGCAGGUAAGGGCAAAGGGGCUGACGUGGUUCUGGUUUGCAUGGAUGUCGAAGCCAUCGAGAUGCCACCGAAUCCCGUAUCUGAAGUCGGGAUUGCGAUGCUGGACGUCAAGGACCUCAAUGGCGUGGAGGCGGGCCCCGGUGGCCAGAACUGGUGGCAGUUGAUCCAGGCGCAUCACCUACGAACCAAGGAGUAUUCAGGUCUGGUGAACCACCGCUUCGUCCGUGGGUGCCCUGACUACUUCGACUUUGGUACCAGCACGUUUCCGCAAGAGUAUGAGCUCUCCGAGGCCAUCAUGGCCAUUCUGGAGCCCUAUAUAAGCCAAAAUCGCCACGUGGUGUUUGUCGCGCAUGACACUGGCUCAGACAUCAAGUAUCUCGCAAGCAUUGGGUUUGAUGUCCUGGGACUCCCAGGCCUCGUUGAGGAGUUGGAUACAAAGGAGAUACACCUGGCCUGGAAAGAGUCUGACCAAGGCAAGAGCCUGGCGAGCGUCCUCAACGACCUUUGCAUCCACAGCAAGCACCUCCACAACGCCGGCAAUGAUGCUGUCUACACUCUCCGUGCGCUCCUAGGGGUUGCCAUUGAGCAGAUUCGGGAGAAGAGUGCCAAGGCAAACGGGGAAGAGUACAGGCCGGCCCUGUUUGACGUGAAGCAGGAGACUGAGGUUGAAGAUGUAAACAGUGGUUGGUGA
Trichoderma reesei QM6a is the source of this 1287-nucleotide messenger RNA. RefSeq lists its product as uncharacterized. Lineage: Eukaryota; Fungi; Ascomycota; Sordariomycetes; Hypocreales; Hypocreaceae. Gene Ontology annotation, cellular component: nucleus. The transcript is spliced from 4 exons. Bases 1 to 1287 code for a protein of 428 amino acids. The record is from RefSeq and is a predicted model, not a curated record.